Messenger RNA from Bicyclus anynana (squinting bush brown), 2606 nucleotides. It is a transcript of the gene Noc3, whose product is annotated as nucleolar complex protein 3 homolog. Lineage: Eukaryota; Metazoa; Arthropoda; Insecta; Lepidoptera; Nymphalidae. Gene Ontology annotation, biological process: DNA replication initiation. Gene Ontology annotation, molecular function: chromatin binding. The transcript has 13 exons. Gene Ontology annotation, cellular component: nucleolus. The coding region runs from base 147 to 2567 and encodes 806 amino acids. The record is from RefSeq and is a predicted model, not a curated record.
GUCUUUAGAACUGUCAGUGUCAAAAGUUAUAUUAUUUUGCAAAUGUCAAAAACAUGCUGCAUGUUGUUUUUCUAUUAUAAUUAAACGUUUUUAGCAGUGUUAUUUCUCGAAUUUAAAUAAAAGAGGCUUUUAAUUUAAGCUUAAAAAUGGCGAAAAAAGGCAAAAUAAAGAUCAGUAAAACGAAGAGGAACAAUCAGAUAACUAACAAAAUGAAGAAGCAGGGUAAGCUGAAGUUGCAGCGGCACAGACAGAAGGUUCAGAAGCAGAAGGCGCCUGUGCAGACCCAGCCUGAAUACAGCAGCGACAGCGAGUCCUCGAGUAACGAAUGGGCAGACAUGUUGGACGAGGACGAACAGCAGUACAUAGUCCAAAGGCUCGCCAAACAGCCCCAGUUAUUAUCUAAUAUACCAGAUGAACCGGAAACUAAACGCGGCUCAAAACGUAAACGCAACAAAGAGAAAAUGCCCAAACCAAUAAAACAGAGCGACACAAACAUCUCCGACAGUGACAGUGGAGCUGAGAGUGACACAGAUGACAGUGACGUCGAGGAAAAAUAUGAAAAAGAACAGUCAGAGCGGCCAGCUAAGAAAAUGAGACCUCUUCUGCCUAUCAAGACUAAACAUGGAGUGAUGGAAAGAGAAGAAGAAUGUGAAGAAUCUGAAUCGGAGCAAGAAGAUGACAAUGAUCUGAAUCAGCGAGCUGACACAAAUGAACAGUCAAAGACAGACUCAGGCUCUGACUCGGGUAUGGAAGUAGCCGAUGAGGUCAACGUCAGUCAGCCUGAUGAGGUGGAUGAGGUCACUACGGUGGAGCUGUUGGCUGCGAGGAGGGACAAAUUGAGGCAUGAGAAACUGAGGAUUGGUGCACUCUGUUCAUCUUUGUUGGAGAGUCCAGAAAAAAAGUUAAAGAACUUGUUCCCAAUCCUAUACCUGAUGGAAGAGAGGUUGAAGGACGGAGCACUGAACCUGCUGUCAGUGAGGAAGCUUGCCACCAUCUCUGCUGCCGAGGUGUUUAGAGACAUCCUGCCUGACUAUAAGAUAAGGCAUCAAGACUACUCUGACAUUAAGUUGAAAAAGGACACAUUAAGCUUAUACAAGUAUGAAAAGGAGCUGUUAGAGUUCUACAAGAGAUAUUUGCAAAGGUUGGAAAAGGCUGCUAAUGUGCUGCGACAGAAAAAGGGGGACAACAGGAAGUUCGACGAGCCCACAGUGAGCCUGGCGCUGCUGUCACUUCGCUGUAUGGCGACGCUGCUGGUGGCGCGACCCAACUUCAACUACGCGACCAACAUCGCGCAGAGCGUCGUGCCCUUCCUGGACAGUCGCGAGCCGCGCGCACGAGCGAUCGUGUCCGAAAGCUUCGCCAGCGUCUUCACCGAGGACAAGAAGGGCGAGAUCACACUCGCUAUCGUGCGUCUCAUCAACCAGCUGGUGAAGCGGCGCGGCGAGCGCCUGCAGCCGGCCGCGCUCGACUGCCUGCUGUCGCUCAACAUCAAGCACGUGGAGCUGGACCAGGAGGCCGAGCUGCAGCACAAGAAGCGCCAGGAGGAGAAGCACAAGAAGAGGAUCGUCAACCUCUCCAAGAUGGAGAAGAAGCGCGCCAAGAAACUGAAAGAGGUGGAGCGCGAGCUGCUGGAGACGGAGGCGAUGGAGAGCGAGGCGGCGCGCAAGAAGCUGCUGACGGAGGUGACGAAGACCGUGUUCCACAUCUACUUCCGCCUGCUGAAGACGGCGCCGCGCUCGGGGCUGUUGGCCGCCGCGCUCCUCGGGAUCGCCAAGUUCACGCACGUGAUCAACCUGGAGUACUACUCGGACCUGGUGGCUAUCCUGGCGCGGCUGGUGGCGGACGAGCUGGUGGCGCGGCGCGAGCGGCUGCUGUGCGUGCGCGCCGUGCUGUGCGUGCUGGCGGGCGCGGGCGACGCGCUCAGCGUGGACCCCGCGCGCUUCCACAACCACCUGUACGACAACACGCUGCACGCGCACGCAGGCGCGACGCAAGCCGACGCGGCCAUCAUCGUGGAGGCGAUCUGGCAGAUGUGUGCGCGCGCGCGCCGCGUGUCGCCCGCCGUGCUGCGCGCCUUCUGCAAGCGCCUCGCCGCCGCCGCCGCGCAGCUGCAGCACCACGCCGCGCUCGCAGCCCUGGCGCUGCUGCACCAGCUCGCGCAGCAAAGUAAAGCGGUCACGUCGCUGUUCGAGACGGACGAGACGGUGGGGUCGGGGCGCUACGACCCCCUGUCCCCCUCCCCCGAGCACUGCAACGCGCACUGCGCCGCCGCGCACGAGCUGUGCGCGCUGAGGAAGCACUACCACCCCACCGUGCGGAGCGCCGCCGCCUCGCUGCUCACUAGAGGGAGCUGGCCGGCGGAACUCAACAAGUUAACACCCAUGCAAAUACUAUCGCAAUACGACGGGUCCAAAAUGGCGUUCAAGCCGUCCGUACCGCCGCCCAAACCCCACGCCCAGCCCGGCAAGAGCAAGACCCACGCGUGGGCAAACGUCGAUUUCAAGGCCCACUGUAAUAACAUAGAGGAGAAUGUAGCUAUAACCUUCAGUGAAAAGAUUGUUAGAUGAUUUGCAAAACUAGUGUUAAUAAAAUAUUUGACAUUAAAA